This is a messenger RNA of Aspergillus alliaceus, 2909 nucleotides long. RefSeq names its product mitochondrial elongation factor MEF2. Gene Ontology annotation, cellular component: mitochondrion. The transcript has a single exon. Lineage: Eukaryota; Fungi; Ascomycota; Eurotiomycetes; Eurotiales; Aspergillaceae. The record is from RefSeq and is a predicted model, not a curated record. Bases 115 to 2835 code for a protein of 906 amino acids. Gene Ontology annotation, biological process: ribosome disassembly; mitochondrial translation. Gene Ontology annotation, molecular function: GTPase activity; GTP binding.
CGCAAAUGUCCUGGAAGGGCCCCACUCCUUAGCUUCUGCCUUGUAAAAAUAACAACAUAUAAGUCAUUAGACUGCGUCAAUCAGGAUUCAAAUGAUCCAGGGGCCAUUGCGAUCAUGGUCGCGGCUCCUUUUUUGCGCGCUCACCAAGCAGCGCGACACCAUCCACUGUCUAUCAACCGACUGGGACUGAAUCCACGCGUAGUCAAAAGCCCCAGGAAAUUGCGCGCCCCUUGGAGUAGUGGCUUCUCAACUUCUGCUUUAAGAUGGCAAGCGGAUUCCCUUGACCACACCAGAAAUAUCGGUAUUAUCGCCCACAUCGAUGCGGGCAAAACGACCACUACAGAGCGUAUGCUCUACUACAGCGGGUUUACCAGGAGGAUAGGAGACGUGGAUGAAGGAUCCACGGUCACUGACUUCCUUCCAGCCGAGCGAGCCCGAGGAAUCACGAUUCAAUCUGCAGCCAUUACCUUCCACUGGCCACCUCAAUUUGCCGGUGACGGAAAUGCAACUCCGCAGCAAGAACCACAAGCUCCAAGGUCUGCGGUAUCACAUACUGUCAACCUCAUUGACACUCCGGGACAUGCGGAUUUCACUUUUGAAGUUUUACGCUCCUUGCGCAUUCUAGAUGGUGCAGUAUGCAUCUUAGACGGUGUUGCGGGUGUCGAGGCCCAAACGGAGCAAGUCUGGCACCAAGCAAGUACUUACAAGAUUCCCCGGGUUGUCUAUGUCAAUAAGCUUGACAGAGAUGGGGCAGCAUUCGGGCGGACAGUUCGAGAAGUUGCCUCCCGACUUGGCGGGUUGCCUGCCGUCUGCCAGAUCCCUUGGUUUGAGGGAGGAAACGGACGGUUUGUUGGCAUCGCCGACGUCAUCAAUCUCCAAGGUCUUCGCUGGGAAGAGGGAGAUGGCAAGUCCGUCAAGAUGUUCAGCCUUGAACAAUUGACUAGCGAAGAAAGUAAGCUGGCACAGGAGCUGAAGCGCGCAAGAAUUGCCCUUGUCGAACUGCUGAGUGAGCAUGAUGAAGUCAUGGUGGAGAAGUUUUUCGAUCAUGGAGAAGACCAUUUGGCAGUCCCCGCGAAUGAUAUUCUUGAGAGCCUACGCAGAUGCCUACUGGAAGAGCAGGACCGGAAGGUUAUCCCCAUCUUUGCUGGCGCUAGUUUCCGAAAUAUUGGCGUUCAGCCUUUACUCGAUGCGGUGACGAACUUGCUCCCCAGCCCUCAGGAGACACCUGAACCGGAGGUCAGCAUCGGCGGAGUCAAAGGGGGUCUCCGACGUCUGCUAUCAGGCGACCUUCUAUCUGAGCAAAGCGAGAAGGCAGCGUCUGCCAAGAGUAAGCAAAAGAAGAAGUCGGCUAUUCAAGCCGAGUCUCGAAACGCCAUCGAAAAGCUCCAGGGCUGCGCCCUGGCCUUCAAGGUCGUUAAUGACCCCAAGCGAGGUGUUCUAGUAUAUGUCCGUGUCUAUUCCGGCUCCCUCGACCGAAACAGCGUCCUGUACAAUACCAACCUGAAUGUCUCGGAGCGAGCACCUCGUCUACUGAAGAUGUAUGCGAAUGACGCCGUAGAAGUCGACUCCAUCCCAGAAGGCCAGAUCGGAGUUGUGGUUGGCCUCAAACAAACCAGAACCGGAGAUACUCUAGUCACCUAUUCCGGCAACAAAGCAACACCCCCGGAACCUCUCAAUACUCUCCAACUCCGUCCGAUCAACGUCCCGCCCCCCGUCUUCUUCGCCAGUGUUGAACCGCACAGCCUAAGCGAGGAGAAACGACUUCAGGAGUCCCUCGCAAUGCUCCUCCGUGAAGAUCCCAGUCUCCAUGUCACCGUCGACGAAGACUCAGGCCAAACCCUACUAAGUGGUAUGGGCGAGCUGCAUUUAGAAAUCGCCCGAGACCGCCUCCUCAACGACCUCAAAGCCAAAGCCUCAAUGGGCCGUAUCGAAAUCGGCUACCGCGAAUGCGCACUCGGGCCCUCCGGGCCGGUAACCAAGAUCUUUGACAAAGAAAUCGCAGGCCGCAAAGGCAAAGCCGGCUGCACCGCAACCGUCGAGCCCUUCCACCCCGCGGACACCUCAUCAGACCCAGACCCCUCCAGCGCACUCUCCAUCCAAACCAAAGAUGGCAACCAAAUCAUCAUCCUCGCCCCAGACCUCCAAGUCGAAACCAACAAAAAGGGCGCCCAAGAAAGCUCCCUCCUUCCCCCAGGCCUCGACGUCGAGACCCUCCGCACAGCCCUCCAAAACGGCUGUCGCGCCGCUCUCGCUCGCGGACCCCAAUUCACCUUCCCCAUGCACAACACUCGCGUCACCCUCACUCUCAACCCAGCCGAACACCUCUUCGGCAACGAUUCCAUCCCCUCAGCCCUCUCCGCCGCCGCCCGUCUCGCCACCUCCUCCGCCCUCCAAGACCUCCCCUCCACAGCUGGCACAUCCCUCAUGGAACCCGUCAUGAACGUAACCAUCAGCGUCGACGAAGCCAGUCUCGGCGCCGUCGUCCACGAUAUCUCGUCCUCCCGCGGAGGCCACAUCGUCUCCCUAGACGAUGAAUCAGCACCGGAUCUCGCUUCCACAAACGACAUCCUGCCCCCCAUCGACCCGAACAAGGUCUACGCCCCGCCUGACCCCUUCGAAUCGCCCUCCGGGGGAGUCGAGAUCCCCACCUCGGCGAACAGACCCCGGACCAUCACGGCCAAGGUACCCCUCAAGGAAAUGGUGGGGUAUCUAAAGCACCUGCGCAGCUUGAGUGCCGGGCGCGGUACGUUUGUCAUGAGCGUCGACCGAUUCGAGAAGAUGAGUUCGCCUAGACAAAAAGCGGUGCUUGCGGAGUUGAGAGGUGAUUUUAUCUGAGUAUCCACGAUCUGGGGGUGAAGAACAAAAAAAGAAAAGGCAUUACUACUCUACUCUGGGUUGCAGGAUUUGUG